Molecule: messenger RNA, 1404 nt
Organism: Musca vetustissima
Lineage: Eukaryota; Metazoa; Arthropoda; Insecta; Diptera; Muscidae
Product: SERPINE1 mRNA-binding protein 1-like
Exons: 3
Coding region: 82-1374 (430 amino acids)
Cellular component (GO): nucleus; cytoplasm
Molecular function (GO): RNA binding
Source: RefSeq, a predicted model, not a curated record
UACACACAGAGCAGUGAAAGAAGAAGAAAAGCUGAAAAAAUACCCAAUUAAAAAACAAAAAUAAAUAAAUUUCACACAACUAUGGAUUCAGGUGGGAAUAAUCGUUAUGAACUUUUGUUCAUGGACGAAGAUAUUAGUGAUCCAUUAGAUAAUAUUGUUGCCAAGAAGAAAAAGCAGGUUAAGACUGCUGCUGCUACGGCAACAACGGGUGCUGGAGGAGCUGCUGCUGGUGCCGCCAAGACAACGAACAAAGGCGCCCAACAACAGGCCCCCAAAAAGACCAACAAUCAGGCCGAAAAGGAAAAUAAGCCAUUGAACAGGAACGACAAUAAGAAGCCAGGUGCCCCCGGUGGUGCUGUCGCUAAACAAGGUGGGGCUGGCGCUGCGGCUGGUGGCGCGAAUCGCAAACGCAACGGUGAGGCUGGUGGCCCAGUAGCACGUGAAGGUGGUCAAGGGCAACAACAGCAACGCAAUGUCAAUUUCAGACAACAAAAUGGUGAAACACGUGAACAACGCAAUAAUCGUCGUAAUGCUCGCCAAGGCGGUGACAAUGCCGUUGAAGGUGGCCAACAAUUUAACAAUCGUGGUGAUCGUCCACCACGCGAUCGUGCCCCACGCAAUCGUAACUUUGAGGGUGGCAAUCGUAAGCGGGAAUUUGAUCGUCAAUCUGGCUCGGAUAGAACUGGUGUUAAAGCUGUUGAUAAACGUGAUGGCGCUGGCGCACACAACUGGGGUUCCGUUAAGGAUACCAUCGAUGAUGUCAACAAGAGUACCAACUCCGAAGAGAAUGGCAACAUUAGCGGUGCUGAAAAGGACAAUGAAUCGGGCAAUGAACAAGCGGCUGAGCAGACACCCGUCGAGGAGGAGGUUAAGGAAUUGACAUUGGACGAAUGGAAGGCCCAGCAACAGCAACGUGCCAAGCCACAAUUCAAUAUUCGUAAGGCUGGUGAAGGCGAAGACACCACCAAAUGGAAGAAAAUGGUCGUUUUGAACAGUGCCAAGGUUGCCGGCAAAAAGGGUGGCAAUGAAAGCGAAGAAGAAUUGGAAUAUGACCCUGCCAUGUAUCCCCAACGCGUUGGCAGGCAACAACGCGUCUUGGACAUUCAAUUCAAUUUCAAUGAUGGCCGCCGUUUGGGUGGUUUCGGUGGCCGUGGACGCGGUGGUCGUGGUGGUCCACGCAACAAUAAUGCCGGUGGUGGUGAUUCAGCUGCCCCUGCUGGCGGCCGACCCCGUUUCGAGGGUGGCAAUCGUGCUGCUGGCGGUAAUGCUGGCGGUCGUGGUGGUGCUGGCGGUAAACGUCAAUUUGGUGGUGGUGACAAACAGAAUGCCGCUCCCAAAGUUAAUGAUGAACGUCAAUUCCCCACAUUGUCCUAAAUUUUCAAAUUCCCGCCUCGUUUCCUCCCU